Messenger RNA from Malaya genurostris, 2819 nucleotides. RefSeq names its product tigger transposable element-derived protein 6-like. Gene Ontology annotation, molecular function: DNA binding. The record is from RefSeq and is a predicted model, not a curated record. NCBI's taxonomy places the organism in Eukaryota, Metazoa, Arthropoda, Insecta, Diptera, Culicidae. Gene Ontology annotation, cellular component: nucleus.
UCAGUUGAUACCUACGGAUUACGAGAAAUUGAGAGGAGGUUGAAUUUUCGCAAUCAUUUUUCAUAAGAUAUUACAUCUCUAAAACGACGUGUUUUGUGCAUGUAAUGAAGUAGGCCAAUAAUUACGAACUAUUUAAAGUAAGUAUUAUGAAAAUAAAAGCAAAACAAUCGUUUAUAAUUAAAAAUACGCCAUGUCCAGAAUGCAUUCCAUAUUUUAAGACAAAAUGUAUUUUUGCCAUAGCCUUUGUUUGAGUGUGAAGAGACGGUUUGUCAACAACAACUUCUUACAGAGGAAUUAUGCAUUUAGCUUUGAGCAUUCGAGAUGGCUAAAACAAAAAAGAACAUGAGGGAGAAAAGGUACACGGAAGAAGGUGUACAAAAAUGUUUAAGUGAGAUAAGGAGCGGAAUAUCUAUCCGUAGUGCAUGCAUACGCUUUGGAAUACCGCGAUCAACUAUAAAAUUCCGCAUGAGUAAAAAUUACAAGCAACAAAUUAGAUCCGGACCACCUACUGCUCUUCGAUCGGAACAAGAAACAGAACUGGUUAAUUGGAUAUUAAAGAUGGCCCGGAAGGGUUUCCCAGUUACUAAGUACCGAUUAAUAAAUAGUGUGAUGAAUUAUCUCGAACAUAAUCCCAAUAUGAAUGUCUUCAAAAACGGCAAACCAAGUAGCGCAUGGUUCAAUUCUUUCAUGAGUCGUCAUAAGGUACUUUCUAUUCGCAAACCGGAAAGUGUCACAAAGGCAAGUGCUAAUGUUACAGAACUCGAUAUACGGAAUUGGUUCAAGGAAGUUUUAACGGUUUUGGAAGAAGAGGGACUAUCUGAAGUCCUUAUGAGCGCAGGCAGUGUACUUAAUGGUGAUGAAUCUUCAUUCUAUCUUGAUCCAUCCAUCGAUAAAGUAAUCUCAAGACGUGGAGAAAAAAAUUAUAUAGUCGACCAGGGCCCUACCAAAAAGAAUAUAACAGUUAUGUUCACUUGUGCGGCUGAUGGAAAGAUGUUUCCUCCUAUGGUUGUUUUGCCAUAUAAAAAAAUACCAACCGACAUAACUCGAAGUGUACCUGCUGAUUGGGGACUAGCUAAAACCGAUUCUGGUUGGAUGACAAGAUCGUGUUUCUUAAAAUAUAUCAAGUUUAUACUUCAACCGCAGUUGGCAAAGGAAAAUGCGCUACCAGCUAUAUAUUUUAUUGAUGAUCAUUCUUCUCAUACUGCUUGGGAAACUGCAGAAGAAUGCCGCAAGAUGGGCAUACACUUAGUUUACCUGUAUGCAAACUGCACUAGAAUACUACAGCCCCUUGAUGUUGCGGUAUUCAAACCUAUGAAAGGUUCAUGGCUUAAAGUGGUAGAUGAUUGGAAAUGUUUAAAUCCUAAUAAAUAUUUAAAAACAGAAAAUUUUGCUCCGCUUCUUGCGAAAGCUAUUAAAUCAGUUGAGAGUAAAAUAAUACAAAACGGAUUCAAAGCGUGUGGACUAUAUCCAUUCAAUGAAAAUAAUAUCGACUACAGUAAAUGUUUGGCGAACAGUCUUCCAGUAGGCGAAAAUUUCGAGAAUAAAGGGACGGAUACUCGACAAAUUACUUCACUAACAUUUCCCAUUGUACGAUCGAAAGCUGUGGAAAUUUUAACAUUGAUAGGGCCCGACCGUAUAUCGCUUUACAAAAGAAAUAAUCCUGAUGAUUUUCCAUCUGAUGAAGAUAAAAUUCUUGCGCGCGUGUAUAAACUUCUUGAACCCUUGGAUUCGUCUUCGAAUAUGAAUAUUCCUGGAAGUAAUACUACAAAGAUGCAUAUAGAGCCAAACAUGCAUAUUGCAGAGUUUGUCAAUAUGGACAAUGUGGAAUCUGUAACAGAGGUAGAAUAUUUGGACAAACAAGAGUCAUAUGAAAGCGGAAUGUUGGACUUUUAUCAGUCGACCAGUGAAGAUCCACUGAAAGAAUGUGUUUCAGAUUUAAAUACAGGGUGAUUUUUUAAGAGCUUGAGAACUUUUUUAAACAAUAAAACGCAUAAAAUUUGCAAAAUCUCAUCGGUUCUUUAUUUUAAACGUUAGAUUGGUACAUGACAUUUACUUUUUGAAGAUAAUUUCAUUUAAAUGUUGACCGCGGCUGCGUCUUAGGUGGUCCAUUCGGAAAAUCCGCUUUUUUAUCGACAAAUUUUGUUCAGCGAUGAGGCUCAUUUCUGGUUGAAUGGCUACGUAAAUAAGCAAAAUUGCCGCAUUUGGAGUGAAGAGCAACCAGAAGCCGUUCAAGAACUGCCCAUGCAUCCCGAAAAAUGCACUGUUUGGUGUGGUUUGUACGCUGGUGGAAUCAUUGGACCGUAUUUUUUCAAAGAUGCUGUUGGACGCAACGUUACAGUGAAUGGCGAUCGCUAUCGUUCGAUGCUAACAAACUUUUUGUUGCCAAAAAUGGAAGAACUGAACUUGGUUGACAUGUGGUUUCAACAAGAUGGCGCUACAUGCCACACAGCUCGCGAUUCUAUGGCCAUUUUGAGGGAAAACUUCGGAGAACAAUUCAUCUCAAGAAAUGGACCGGUAAGUUGGCCACCAAGAUCAUGCGAUUUGACGCCUUUAGACUAUUUUUUGUGGGGCUACGUCAAGUCUAAAGUCUACAGAAAUAAGCCAGUAACUAUUCCAGCUUUGGAAGACAACAUUUCCGAAGAAAUUCGGGCUAUUCCGGCCGAAAUGCUCGAAAAAGUUGCCCAAAAUUGGACUUUCCGAAUGGACCACCUAACACGCAGCCGCGGUCAACAUUUAAAUGAAAUUAUCUUCAAAAAGUAAAUGUCAUGUACCAAUCUAACGUUUAAAAUAAAGAACCGAUGAGAUUUUGCAAAUUUUAU